UCAUACGUGCAGCUGACAAAUCAGCGAGCACAAAUAGUGUAUGACAUGACUUGUGAAGACGAGGAGAGAGAAAAGUUUGAGGUCAAGUUGAAGGAGUUGAGACAACAAUUGGAUAUGUUACUACAGACUGAACAGAACGACUUAUCAUUGGAUAUCAAGUUACAAAUGUCAGACAUUUAUCUGACAAUGCAGACACAGUUGGGCUCGUCUGAAGAAUGUCGUCAAAGGAAAGAGUUUAGAGAAAAUCAACUGCGUUACAUUGACCAGAUGCUCUCUGAGGGAAACUUGCAAGGUGAUCAUGAUGGAGGAACUGAUGAGGUAAAAGACUACACUACUGAUGACAGCCGAGAAAGGCCUGUCAAGGUACAUCGUAGUAACACGUUUGCGGAGAGCAGUGGAAGAAGAAUGUACCCAACGAAUUCGUCUGGUGUUCCUGGCAAGAUUCUAUGGCGUCGUCCAUCUCCUAAUCAGAAUGGUAUUCACAUUCGUCAGAGAAGCAAUCCAGAACAAGGACGGCUAGCUCACGAGUUGAUGAUGAGAUCUCGUGUGGAUCCUGCUUCAUCAGUAGGCGAUCUACCUGCAAACUUUCCUGCAUUGGGUGCAAGGAGAAGCUCACGAUCACCACGUCAGAGUAAUGAACACCUUGACACAUCAGCAACCAGCAUCAAUUCAUUCAAUCUUCAAGGACGUGCCAGCACCAAUGCAUCUCUCCAGUCUCUUGACAUGUCGUAUCCACAUCAUUCUAUAUCAGCCGCCGACUCAUAUUUGUCCUCAUCAGCUCAUUGUGAGCUUUCUCGCUUUGAUUCAUCCUUCAAUGCUGAUUAUAAUGAUUUGAGGGGCGAGUUGAGAGGAACACAGUUUGGAGAUCAGAGGAUGGGAGCAGUUUCCAAGCCUCAUCGUUCUCUUUCAACUCGUCUCACGUCUCUUGCUGCCGACGGUUCUCUUGCUUCUAAAGUUGACAUGAUCCAGUCUCUUCUGACGAUGCUGAGAUCUUCAGACCAAGACGAGAUGUCGCGCACUCUCCUCACAAUGGCAAACAGCAAGGAAAGCUGCGUGGCAAUGAGGCAGUCGGGUUGCAUUCCACUGUUGCUGCAGAUACUGCAUCCGAGAGGGGAGGACGGAGUUACUGUUAGAUCGAGCAGGGAGGCGAAGAUGAGAGCUACGGCGACGCUACACAACAUCAUUCAUCUGCAAGGACACUCUCAUGAAUCAGUUCGAGAGAUGAAUGUCCUUCAACUCCUCGAACAAGUUCGUACCCUCACCGACAUUCGUCGUUUACAAGUCGAAAAGGCCACCAAUCGACGCGACAUCCCUCUCACAUCAGCCAACAUGAAGCUGAUGGCAGAACAACAACGUCCCGGUCACAGCAUCGAAUCACUCAUGCAGCUCUCCUACAAACAAGAAUAUCGUCCGGCCAUUCUGUUACUCGGUGGGGUCUACGCGGUCGGCGAGCUUCUAGAGGCCGAUCACAAAGCAAUGGCUACGUCUGUGAUGUCACGUGACGAUUCAAAUAUCAACAGGCUACAUCCGGGUACCGACCUGCAUAGACACUGCUGUGUGAUUUUGACAAACUUGACGUUCGGCGGAGCGGCUGUGAAGAUCGAAUUGUGCCGUAUGAUCAACUGUCUCCACAUCAUCGUGCUCCAACUCGAGUCGCAUUCGGAGGAGCUUGUGAAAGCGGCGGGAAACAUCCUGAGAAAUCUGUCGUGGAACACGUGCACAAGAGGAGACGACGUUGCGGGCGUUGAUGAGAGCGUUGUGAAUCUUUUGGCGUUCAAGGAAAACAAGGCGGAUAUCUGUGCGGAGUCAGGAGGUCUGAAGCUUAUUCUUCAUCUUCUAAAGCAUUGGACGAGUGCGAGAUACUCGGAAGAUAUCGUACAGAAUGCGGCCGGGAUCCUACUGAAUAUCUCGAGUUAUGUCUCGUUGCGAGAAGCCUACAGACAGAGACAGAGAGAGAGCGGUCUGUAUCAGGUUCUCGUCGAGUUGCUCAAGUUGGACAGUCCGGAGAUGCUCGAGAAGGUGUGCGGCAUCUUGUGGAAUCUCUCCUCACGUAGCGCCGCCGAUCAAUCGAAGCUUUGGGAUCUAGGAGCGGUUCCCGCUCUGCACAGGCUCACGAAGUCUGUCAAGGAUCCGAAAAUUCAAAAGGCAGCUGCGCAGGCGUUGAAGAAUCUCAUGCAAGCGAAAGGCGGUGGAUUAGGUGGCGUCGUCGAGGCAACUGGGAGUCGGAAUGGAUGCGUCUCUAUUACAGGGUAAUCAACUAGUCGUGCGUCUGGUCAUACAAGCGGGUUGGACGGUUCACUAUUGAAUGCCUCCUCCCUUCAACGAUCGAGUAAUCCCCCACCCAAACCAAGGAGAAUGCUAGUGAAUCAAAGUUUCGAUGUGAAUGACGUUAGGAGUCAUGCCAUUCACCUACUUGGCUCACACACGCCUCCAUUGUCACGAGAAUCCCAGCCGAACUCUCGAUCUCAUUCUCGUUCUCAAUCGAAGUUUUUAGUUGUGUGUGUUUAUGUUUUGAAAGGAUGAAUGGAAGAUGGGUGAGGAGAAGCAAGGAGACGGAUUUCUACAGCAUGGGAGUCACCCUGUUGGAGCUGCAUGUUUACUGUUCGAUCACCUUCUAGGAUCCUCCUCAGAGAGAUGACCGAGUGCAUCAACUAUGACAGCAGAGACUGGUCACACUGGCAUGUGAUCAUAACAGAUGGCUGUGAUGUCGACAAAGGGAAAAAAACUGGCAACUAUGGGAUGAGGAUUUUCCUGUACAACAAGAGGCAAAAUGAAAGCUGGACAUUUGUGAGUGUGUGAGAAGGAUAUGUAGUGUUGGUAUGAGUACAUUAGCAAACUUUCCAA
Messenger RNA from Corticium candelabrum, 2844 nucleotides. Its product is annotated as adenomatous polyposis coli protein-like. Gene Ontology annotation, cellular component: beta-catenin destruction complex; catenin complex; cytoplasmic microtubule. The record is from RefSeq and is a predicted model, not a curated record. Gene Ontology annotation, biological process: cell fate specification; regulation of cell differentiation; cell migration. Gene Ontology annotation, molecular function: gamma-catenin binding; microtubule binding; beta-catenin binding. Lineage: Eukaryota; Metazoa; Porifera; Homoscleromorpha; Homosclerophorida; Plakinidae.